AUGUCUAAAAGAAGUAUUAAAACCAAAAAAGAAAGAGAAGACUCACUGAAAAAAGAAGAAGAAGAGAAAGAAAAAGAUUUUCUUGAGAAGCAAAAGAGUUAUUUUGAAGAUUUAGACACCUUCAUUCUUGAAGAAGACAUAGAUACAGGAGAUAAAGAUACAGAAAAAUCAAAUAAUCAAGAAGAAGAUCUUGACAUGAUUAGCAAAAUUGAGAGUAACAAUGAACAAGAUGAAAAGCCAACUAUGAAAAAUGAUACAACAGAAAAGAAAGAAAAUAAUGAGAAUGAAUUAACAAAUGAAGAAGAACAAAUAGAACAUUACUCAAGAAAGAGAAUAAAAGAAAGUUCACUUUCAUCUGAACCAAAACGAUGUUUUGAUUGA
Messenger RNA from Entamoeba nuttalli P19, 381 nucleotides. RefSeq lists its product as hypothetical. The record is from RefSeq and is a predicted model, not a curated record. Bases 1 to 381 code for a protein of 126 amino acids. The transcript has a single exon. NCBI's taxonomy places the organism in Eukaryota, Evosea, Mastigamoebida, Endamoebidae.